GAAAUUUCCCAAUUUCAGGAAUCAGGACUUUUUGAAAUCCCUAAAAAAUCCACAAGAACCUCCAUGGCUGAGUGAUUGAAGAACUCAAAAACCCAGCUUCAAUGGCUGAAUUUAAUCGCCGAGAUCUUCUUAUUGUGCUUAGAUUGAAAUCACACUACUAUAAGAUCAUAAAUCCAAGGAUAGAUGGAAAUCAAAAGUUCCUGGAAUCGAUAACAACACAUCUACACAUUGAAGCUGCUUGUCAAGAAACAGUCAAAAAUCGUAGCUUUAGUGUUUCAGGUCUAGAGCUAAGCAAUGGGGCUAGUUGAUUUUAAGACACCACAGAGUUGUCUGUUUAGUUAGAUGUGUUUGUGCCAACGAAAAAAGGAAACUGGAGAUGAGUCUAUGUGGUGAUAGUGGAAUUGAGACCAAAAGACUAGUUUUUUGAACGGUGCGUAGUUCCAAUGGUUUAAGGGAACAAAUGAAGAUGGUGGUGUGUGAAUUGUGAUAUUGGCUGUGGUUUUUAGAUUGAAUGAUCAAGAGAAUAACAGAGUAAUCACAAGUUUGACUAAAGAAUGUGAAGUAACAGUCAACAACUCUUUGGAAUGUCUGAAUGUGAUCAGAAAAGGGAAGAUUCAACAAACAAAAAGGAAAGUAGAGGAGCAUGUGACUCUCCACGCCCCCCAUAAAUGGAAACCAAGAGCAAAACCAGUAGGAAAUUUCUGAUUAUGUGGGAGAAUUAAGGGCCAGAUUAACGGGCACAAUCACUCUCUAUUUUUUUGGGCCUCUCAUUUUUUAUUUUGACAUUUUCCUCUAGGACUUUGGUGGUCUCCUUGUCCAAACUCCUCCAGGUUUUAAGAAUAAGCAGAUCAGAUUAAAAAGUCUAUGUACUAUCUCCUUUGGGGAGGAGAACAGAAGAGAGGAGUCUUGCAGAAGUAUUGCAUCAGGUAUGGAGUUGAAAAGCACUGCAGAUGGAAGAAAUGAUAAGUUUCCGGUAGGAAUGAGGGUCCUCGCUGUGGAUGACAAUCCAACCUGUCUUCGGAAACUGGAAGAGUUGCUGCUUCGUUGCAAGUAUCAUGUGACAAAGACAAUGGAAUCGAGGAAAGCUCUGGAAAUGCUGAGAGAGAAUAGCAACAUGUUUGAUCUGGUGAUAAGCGAUGUAGAGAUGCCAGACACGGAUGGCUUUAAGUUGCUUGAAAUUGGUCUUGAAAUGGACCUUCCUGUCAUCAUGUUGUCAGCUCAUAGCGACUACGACAGCGUUAUGAAAGGUAUUAUACAUGGUGCCUGCGAUUAUCUGGUCAAGCCUGUUGGCCUCAAGGAGCUUCAGAAUAUAUGGCAUCAUGUUGUGAAGAAGAACAUCAAAUCUUAUGCAAAAACUAUAGGCCCUUCUCGUCAACUGCUCGCACCUUCUGAAUCUGAUCUCGUCCCAAGCGUCAGCAAGAAACGGAAAGAGAAAGUUAAUGACAGUGGUGAUGAAGAUGACAGUGACAGAGAUGAGGAUGACGGUGAGGGGAGUGAACAGGAUGGUGACGAGUCAGGUGCACGGAAGAAGCCGCGUGUUGUUUGGUCACAGGAGCUCCACCAGAAGUUUGUUAAUGCUGUUCAGCAGUUGGGCCUCGACAAGGCUGUUCCCAAAAAAAUACUUGAUCUCAUGAAUAUAGAAGGUCUCACUAGGGAAAAUGUAGCCAGCCAUUUGCAGAAGUACAGACUGUACUUGAAAAAGAUAGACGAGGGUCAGCAGCAAAAUAUGACCCCAGAUGCAUUUGGAACAAGAGAUUCAUCUUACUUUCAUAUGGCUCAACUUGAUGGAUUUAGAGAUUUUACUGGCACAAGACAUCUGUCAAGCUCGGGACUCUUAUCACGUUCCCAUCUCACCAAACUCCAACCCCAUAUGUAUCCAUCAGUAAAUCUUCAAGGAAUGAACUCUUCCAGCUUUAUCCAACAGGGGCAUCACCAGAGCUCAAGCAACUCAGCUAAUCCAUUUGGAACAUAUCACAGUACUCUGGCACCAAGAAUCCAGAACGUAAAUCUGUUUCAGCGAACUUCAUCUCCACUAGAACCCCUUCAGUUUCCUAGAAGUAAGUGCUCUGCAUACAUGGGAGAUUUUAAAAGCAUAGGGGACCGAGCAAUUGGCGGUAGCUUCCUAGAUUCUUGUAUGCCAUUUGGUAGCUCUAGCACCUCUUUGCCAAGUGCUUCAAGCAAUACUCUAAUGUUGCAAGCAAACUAUACACAACCCCUGCAUACAGCCACAAGUGGAAAUCAGUCUUGCAUCGAGGGAACUAUGUCCGACUCUGCCUCCCAAAACAUCAGCGUCCAAGGCUUGUCUAGAUUUCCUAGUCAAAGCUGGCAAGGGAAUUUGAACACAACCAGAUUCCUGUCGAAUUCCUUACCAAUUAAUCAUGCUUUCUUGCCGGAUCAAGUGGCAUGUGCAGGGAACAAUCUGGGAGAUUGUACUUCUUUGGUUUCUACAGAGAAUCCAGGUGGAGAGAUGCAGUGUGAGCCUCAGUUACUUGGCGGCUUCAUGCAGAACAUGAACCCUAUAGACGGACAAAAAUGGGAGCAACAAAACUGCAGCAUGCUGAACAGUACAUUUGGUAACGUUGAGUAUCCCCUACCAGGAGACAACAUGGUAUUCAGGGGAAACAAUGCGACCAGAAACAAAGGCUUGGAUGUGUCAUUGAUGAGCCCAAUAGACAACAGUGCAAAUGCCAACGGUCAGGAGUAUGUUGGAAAACCUAUUACAAUGGUGGAUCCAGAGAUGAAGUUAAGAAAGACAGAGAAUGCUCAUGUUGACAACCAGAACCAGCACGAUGUAUUCGAUGACAUAAUGAAUGAGAUGAUGAAACAGGAGGAGAACAACGGAAUGGUGUCAGUGGCUACUAGAUUUGGGUUUGAUUCGUUUCCACCGCCUUAGUAGUUUAUUACUGUAGUCAUCUCCUUCUCUACCUGUUGUUUAGUUCUCUCAACUUGAGACCAAUGUCAUUGGUUUUUUUUUUUUUGGUUCUAUUUCUUUCCAAAUAGUUUCCUCCGAUUGUCAAUAGAUAAAUCAUCAGCUGACACACUGCACCAAACAUGUUUCAUACCCUCUUUUAUGAUUAUUUGGAAUUGGACUUUUGAAAGCGAGA
Molecule: messenger RNA, 3104 nt
Organism: Camelina sativa (false flax)
Lineage: Eukaryota; Viridiplantae; Streptophyta; Magnoliopsida; Brassicales; Brassicaceae
Source: RefSeq, a predicted model, not a curated record